Molecule: messenger RNA, 1821 nt
Organism: Lytechinus variegatus (green sea urchin)
Lineage: Eukaryota; Metazoa; Echinodermata; Echinoidea; Temnopleuroida; Toxopneustidae
Exons: 4
Coding region: 9-1541 (510 amino acids)
Source: RefSeq, a predicted model, not a curated record
AAGUUAACAUGAGUGCAAUAACGAAAUGGACCCGUUUGAUCGAGACCAGCCUCCAGUUGUUGGGUAUUUUUUACCCCCGCCCCAUUACAAUUAAGAAGAAAUGCGACCAAUGCGUGAUGUGGGAAGUUCGAGGAGGUGGGCUGGACGAUUACGAUGACGACGACGCAAGCAGGAAUUCGCACGAUGACGGUAGAGUACCCAACGUUUUCGACGAAGAUUUUGUCUCACCUUUCGAAAUCCAUGGUUGCAACGGCUCGCCUUUGCCUACUCGAGUCCAUGGUCGCGGUCGAGAACGAGCGAGUUCUCAGUGUACCAAUGACCAAGAAAUCGGAGGCAGAGCGCAACGAUCAUCACGCUCUGUGGAAUGUGAAGUUUGUAAGAGUUUGGCUUGGGACGGCGAUGCCAGGCCUCUUCCGACAAGUGAAACAGGUCAUGGUCCCAGGCACCGUUACAUUGGAAGUCUCAUCUCAUUUUUUACCAUGACAAUCCUAACGGCGGCCACUUUAUAUCUUGCUUGGAUCAAUAUUACGAAGUAUUUCGGCAAGAAAGACCAGAUCAUGCACCUGACGUCGUAUUUCUCAUUCCUUGGUAUUAUAGGAUCCGUUCCCCUCAUUUGCUUCUAUUCGCACCUUGUAAAUCUUUUCAAUGGUAAUCGGUGUCCUUCCCCAUCCACGAAUGAGUUCAAGCCCCAACUACGGAGUUGGCCAACGAUCCUCCAUCAGGACUUCGUCAUGCGCAGACUCCAGUAUCUGUCCAAUGCAUCCACACGAAGUCGUGGUCGAUCACCAGACGGCACCUGGUUCAUUGUUGCUGGCGGUGUAUGGAUCAUGAUCGAUGCCGCCUUCAAGAUCGCACUCGGUUCCCUCGUCGAACACCGUCAUGGACUCUGGGAAUUCCAAUCGACGCUCGUGUCUUUCUUAUUCCUCGUUUUUGUCGCUUUCUGUGCCUUUCUGUUCCUCAUGAGGAGAUCAUUUGAAAACGAAAUGGAGGUCGACCUCGCUUUUAUCGUCAAACAUAAGAAAAGGUUGGAUUUUUGCCGAGGGCGUCUAUCCGAAACCUAUCGCGACUUCCAAAUCUUCAACUACGUCAUUCAUUACUGGAUGUUGUUCACGGUCAACCUCGCAACUCUCGGGCUCGCUGUACACCUGAGCUGGAAUUACCAAGCCUUGCACAACGCCCAAACAACACAAGAAUCCAUCACAAUCAAUGUGAUGAAUGCACACAUAUUUUCGGAGAAGAUCGUGGUUUUUAUCCUUCCUCUGCUGGCACUUCGAGGCAUUAACCUCGCUCAUCUCUGGCGCCAUUUUCGACGCGCCUUGUCGUCGCUGCGCCAGUCAGAAUAUGAUUUAUGCAUAGAUGGCAUGAUACGACAUUUGGAAGAUUUAAAGUGCUUUGGGGAUUGCUGCGGGGGCGCGGGCAAUUUCAAUACCCUCCUAACAUUGGCUAUUUGGUAUUAUGGCAUGAAGAUUGGAUCACAAGACUGGAAAUAUUAUGAUUUCCUCGGCACGUCUGAAAUCGGCUUAAAUACGCCAAAUCCCUAAAAUAUCAGAGAAAAAAAAUAGGAUUUUUUGUUAUAUUUUUUGGGGGAGGGGGAAAGCUAGUAAAAAUUUUAAUUUCGAUAUAAAAACGACUGUUAAUUGACUAAACUACAAGUGAUAAUUAAGCCAAACCAUUCUCCUAUGUUCGCAUUUUUUUUUUUCAAGAAGGCAAAAUACUGCUGCACGUGGGCUCACUUUCUCCAAUAAUCUAAACAAAAAAUACCACUGGCGUAAAUCCGGUCAGAGCAGUUGGGGGAUAAUAUCAACAUAUUCACCUUAAAAG